CGUGCGGGCGGGCGGCGAGCGCGCCUCCCUCUGUCGCUCCGCCGCGGCUGCCCCCGCGCGCCAGACGGCCGGCCCGAGCGGGGAGGCGAGGAGGCGGCCGGGCAGGGCAGGCAGCGCCCGCCGCUCCUCCUCCGGCUCGCAGCCGCUCCAUGGCCGCCUGAGAGCCGCCCAGAGCGCCGCGCCAUGGAGCCACCGCCGCCGCCACCGGGCCCGGGCGCGCUCCUGCUCCGCCUCUCGCUCCUGCUGCUGCUGCUGCUCCUGCCGCGCAUCGCCGCCGUGGAAGAAACGCUGAUGGACUCCACUACAGCAACGGCAGAACUUGGGUGGACGGUGCACCCACCAUCAGGGUGGGAAGAAGUGAGUGGCUAUGACGAGAACAUGAACACGAUCCGGACUUACCAGGUAUGCAACGUUUUUGAAUCUAGCCAGAACAACUGGCUGAGGACCAAGUAUAUCCGGAGGCGGGGGGCCCACCGCAUCCACGUGGAAAUGAAGUUCUCCGUACGGGACUGCAGCAGCAUCCCCAACGUCCCCGGCUCCUGUAAAGAGACCUUUAAUCUCUACUAUUAUGAAUCCGACUUUGACUCUGCUACCAAGACGUUUCCCACCUGGAUGGAAAACCCUUGGGUGAAAGUGGACACCAUUGCUGCGGACGAGAGCUUCUCUCAGGUGGACCUCGGGGGCCGGGUGAUGAAAAUCAACACCGAGGUGCGUAGCUUUGGGCCUGUCUCCAAAAAUGGAUUUUACCUGGCCUUCCAGGACUACGGAGGCUGCAUGUCCUUGAUUGCCGUCCGUGUUUUCUACCGUAAAUGCCCGCGGAUCAUCCAGAACGGAGCUGUUUUCCAGGAGACUCUCUCUGGAGCCGAGAGCACUUCACUGGUGGCUGCAAGGGGUACUUGCAUCCCCAACGCUGAAGAGGUGGAUGUACCGAUCAAGUUAUACUGCAACGGUGAUGGAGAGUGGCUGGUGCCCAUUGGGCGCUGCAUGUGUAAAGCUGGAUAUGAGUCGGAGGAGAAUGGGACGGUCUGCAGAGGCUGUCCCUCCGGAACCUUCAAAGCCAUCCAGGGGGAUGAAGGGUGUGUUCACUGCCCCAUCAACAGCCGGACCACAUCAGAAGGUGCCACCAGCUGCGUCUGCCGCAACAGCUAUUAUCGGGCCGAUUCUGACCCACUGGACAUGCCAUGCACCACCAUCCCAUCAGCCCCACAGGGGGUCAUCUCAAGUGUGAACGAGACCUCUCUGAUGCUGGAAUGGAAUCCGCCCCGGGACUCAGGAGGCCGAGAGGAUUUGGUCUACAACAUCAUCUGCAAGAGCUGUGGCUCGGGCCGAGGGGCCUGCACCCGCUGUGGGGACAACGUGCAGUUCACGCCACGUCAGCUGGGCCUAACCGAGCCCCGCGUUUACAUCAGCGACCUGCUGGCCCACACCCAGUACACCUUUGAGAUCCAGGCUGUGAAUGGUGUCACCGACCAGAGCCCCUUUUCACCACAGUUUGCUUCAGUCAACAUCACUACAAACCAAGCUGCCCCUUCAGCUGUUUCCAUCAUGCACCAGGUGAGCAGGACCGUGGAUAGCAUCACCCUCUCGUGGUCGCAGCCAGACCAGCCCAAUGGAGUCAUCCUGGACUAUGAGCUUCAGUACUAUGAGAAGGAUUUGAGCGAGUUCAACGCCACCGCGGUUAAGAGCCCCACCAACACUGUCACAGUGCAGAACCUCAAAGCUGGCACCAUUUACGUCUUCCAGGUGCGGGCACGCACGGUGGCAGGCUACGGGCGCUACAGCGGCAAAAUGUACUUCCAGACUAUGACGGAAGCUGAAUAUCAAACCAGUAUCCAGGAGAAGCUGCCCCUUAUCAUCGGCUCCUCUGCCGCAGGGCUGGUUUUCCUCAUCGCCCUGGUCGUCAUCGUCUUGGUGUGCAACAGUCCACCUGCCUCCCGCUCAGCACGGUGCUCUCCUUCCAGAAGACGAGGAUUUGAGCGCGCCGAUUCCGAGUACACAGACAAGCUGCAGCACUACACCAGCGGACACAUAGUGACCCCUGGCAUGAAGAUUUACAUUGACCCCUUCACCUAUGAAGACCCAAAUGAAGCAGUCAGAGAGUUUGCAAAGGAAAUCGACAUCUCAUGCGUCAAAAUUGAGCAGGUGAUCGGUGCAGGGGAGUUCGGCGAGGUGUGCAGCGGCCACUUGAAGUUGCCCGGCAAGAGGGAGAGCUUUGUUGCCAUCAAGACCCUGAAAUCCGGCUACACCGAGAAGCAGCGUCGGGAUUUUCUGAGUGAAGCCAGCAUCAUGGGCCAGUUCGACCACCCCAAUGUCAUCCACCUGGAGGGAGUGGUUACCAAGAGUACCCCAGUCAUGAUCGUGACGGAAUUCAUGGAGAACGGCUCUUUGGAUUCCUUCCUGCGGCAAAAUGAUGGGCAAUUCACGGUGAUCCAGCUGGUGGGUAUGUUGCGGGGCAUCGCCGCUGGCAUGAAGUACCUGGCCGACAUGAACUACGUCCACCGGGACCUGGCAGCCCGCAACAUCCUGGUUAAUAGCAACCUGGUCUGUAAGGUCUCAGACUUCGGCCUGUCCCGCUUCCUGGAAGAUGACACUUCGGAUCCCACCUACACCAGUGCCUUGGGUGGGAAGAUCCCAAUUCGCUGGACAGCGCCCGAAGCCAUCCAGUACCGGAAGUUCACUUCCGCCAGCGACGUGUGGAGCUACGGCAUCGUCAUGUGGGAGGUGAUGUCGUACGGGGAGCGGCCUUAUUGGGACAUGACCAAUCAAGAUGUAAUAAAUGCUAUUGAGCAAGAUUACCGGCUGCCGCCCCCCAUGGAUUGCCCCAGUGCCCUGCACCAGCUUAUGUUGGACUGCUGGCAGAAGGACCGCAACCACCGGCCGAAAUUCGGGCAGAUAGUCAACACCUUAGACAAGAUGAUCCGAAAUCCGAACAGCCUGAAAGCCAUGGCACCCCUCUCUUCAGGAAUUAACCUCCCCUUACUGGACCGCACAAUUCCAGACUAUUCAAGUUUCAACACAGUGGAGGAAUGGCUUGACGCCAUUAAGAUGGGCCAAUACAAGGAGAGCUUUGCCAAUGCUGGCUUCACCAACUUCGAUGGGGUCUCCCAGAUGACAAUGGAGGACAUUCUGCGAGUCGGGGUCACGUUAGCAGGGCACCAGAAGAAAAUUCUGAACAGUAUCCAAGUGAUGCGCGCACAGAUGAAUCAGAUCCAGUCGGUGGAGGUUUGAGAAGCGCACGCUGUGACUUGCACACCACCUCCUCGAGGCCCUGCCCCCCUGUUUGUCCCCAUGUGUCUUGAGCUCUUGCGGGCCCUGUGUACCCCCUCACAGAGAUGGCGGCGACAGGGAAAGGAACAGCUUCGAGGCAAAGUGGUGACAGAUUUUGAGUAUCCCCCCAAAAAAGGUUACAAAGAUUCUUCUUUAGAAGGAUAUUUAAAGACAACGGGCACUGAAAGGCCUUUCUUUUCCCAAGGGCUCUGAGACAGGCUGAGAAAGGGAUCGGGGAGCAGUGCCUCUUUCAUUGCAUGAGACUUUUCAGCUGGGGGCCCAGCUGUCUCCCGGAGUGCAAAGUGGACCAGGAAGUCUGGGAAUGCCUGGGGCGGGGUGGGGAAGAACCAAACUGCACAUCCCUCCAACUCUUGCUGGGGAUGGGCUCUCCCCAGCAGCCAGCAGCUCACUGACGGGCAUGGAGGGACAAGGGUUAGCCGUUUCCCAUAUGAUGGGUCAACCAUUUCUCAACACCGGUGGGCUACACGGCCGAAGAAGUCCUUUGAACUUUCUUUUCCUUUGAAGGACUGGAACCAGAAGUAUGUUUUUCUUUUCUCCCCUGCCCCUUCUUUGUGAAUGAACGAGAAUCUGUGGCCCUCGCCGGGGAGAAGAAAGUCGAGGGGUAAAUUUUUGGAGGUUAUUAUUCUCUGCUGCGCUGGGACCAUUUUGUGUGUGGCGCUUCCCAGAGGCUCCGUCCUCCCCGAACUGCCUGGUGGCAGCUCCUACAUAUCAUAUGCACAAGACAUUUGCAAGGCCUCACUAGAAUUGCCAAGGACCUGCCCCCAGCAGGCAUCUCCCCUCCUCGACCCCCACCCUGUGCCAUGUUGUAGAUUUGAUGUGCAUUUUCCAUUCGGUUAUUGUCGUUUGGAGGGGGGGAGAGAAACCUUUUGUUGUUUUCUUCUUUGUUUACAACCGUUUGCGGGUGGAGGGAGGCGGGUGGCUUUUUUUGGGUUGUUCAGUUGAGUUUGUAUGAAAGCAGGAUGACAUUUCCAUUAUCCUCGUCUCCCACUGACACACUCCAUCUCCUCACAAAGAGAACAAGAUGGCUUCCUGGCUGGGCACUUCCAUGGAGGGGAGGGAGGAAAGAGGGAUCGAGCGUUUCGGACAUCCUCACAUCGUCCUGUCAGCUCCAGUUCUUGCUGGGCCACGGGCUUCUCAUAAUUCUUCCAUCCUUGAGGAGCCUUCACCUGCCCGACACAGAAGAUCCAGUGGUGGCAAUCAAGAUUAUGAUUAAAAAAUAAUAAUACAACUACCUUGGGCCAAAAAUGGGCAGGGUAUAAAUAUAAUAAAGAACCACUAUGAGAAGGAGAAAAAGAGAGAAAAGGAAUUCGGGCAUAGAACUGCAAGACAAUGUCAAAUUUAUGCAUUGGCUAUAUGGUAGUUACCAGCUGCCAAUUUGUGGGAAGGUUAUUUGGGGAGGAGGGGGCAGAGUCCUAGGAGAAAACUUAAAAAGGAGAAUUAAGUCUGGUUGUUUACCAGAAGUUCUGACCAUAAUGUUCCUGGCAACUCCUAGAGUUACUUGCAAAUGACCAGAUUACCAUAGAGUUUCUGGUGAUUUCUAGAACUACUUUUAUCACUUCUGGGUAGUUCUGGGAAUCAUUAGCUGCUAAGUGGUCAGAACCUCCGGUAAGUAUCUGGGGCCUUAUUUUUUCUGUUUUAAGUUUCUCUCCUGGCGGAUUGUGCUCCCCCCACCUUCAUCCCCAGUUUCUACCUGUCGAUCAACUGAGCAUCAGUGAGCAAUGGCUGCAAUCGGCAGGAGGUUUCCUGUCAUAUGUAGGCCAUUAGGAACCGUAGUUGAUGAGGUGAUUCCUAAUGUCUACACCACUUGGCAUUCUUCCUUUUGCGUUCACUUCCGUAGCCUCGGAGACAUUCAAAAUGGUGGGAAAUGCAGUUGGGGUGGGUUUAAGCUCUAUUGCUAUCAAGGUAGAGCCCCAGCAAGGCCCAAAGCCUUCCCAAGCCAUUCAGUUACAGCCUUCCAGAUUUCAGUCUUUCCACAUUUAGUACUGAGUCCAGGUCCUCUUUCGCAUGCUGUUAGUGUGUGGGUCUCAGACCAGCUGUCACUGAGCCUAGACCUUAACUGGAACAGGGUGUUUGAGAAGAGGACAGUUUGGUGCCACUCAUCACUUUGGAUGCCUUUCCUUGUGGGUAAGAGCCUACCUUUCGAAGGGAUCCAUUAUGGGAAUAUUUGGAAGCUCUACCAUGUCAGGGAGGUAUGUAUAGAGGCCUCUAUUUCUGUAGGGCAGUCAAUCGGUAGCCCAUACAUGAUUUGCCUCUCAGGGUUGCAGGAGAGCCUGGCCGCAAUGGCUCCUGGGCCAAUCAUGGCUAAUCAUGGAUCCCGGUAGAAUAUACUCCAGCUUGUAGGCUGAGUGUGUUACUUGCCUGGCAGGGUAGAGGGGAGGAAAGGCCUUGGAUGUAGCUCUGUUGAAAUCCUGGAAAGUGAGAGGUUCAUUAGAAUGCAGUGCACUGCAGUGGGACGUUUUCCAUUUGGUACAGGACGAAGACGUUCCUCAUACAAACCUCAUCUAAUCUCCAUGGUUGUGUGUCCCCAGUCCUCCAAAUCCGCUGCUGGACCCAGAAACCCAGGCUUAGUCUUCAAACUCUAUGACUUCUCCUUGAUUUCAGGAAGAAAAAUUCGGCAUACAGUUCUGUCAGUGGUCUGUUGGCAGAGGGCGGUCUUCACCAGCAGACUGGAAGCAGCUCUUACAUGAUCCAGCCCACUGUUUACAGCUAGCCAAGAUUACAGGGGAGCAUGUGCCUCUUAUGACCCCAGCGUGGUGUAGUGGUUAAGAGCAGGUGCAUUCUAAUCUGGAGAACCGGGUUUGAUUCCCUGCUCUGCCACUUGAGCUGUGGAGUCCUUGGGCUAGUCACAGUUCUUCAGAGCUCUCUCAG
This is a messenger RNA of Sphaerodactylus townsendi, 6156 nucleotides long. RefSeq names its product EPH receptor B2 (gene EPHB2). The transcript is spliced from 16 exons. Gene Ontology annotation, molecular function: transmembrane-ephrin receptor activity; protein binding; ATP binding. The record is from RefSeq and is a predicted model, not a curated record. The coding region runs from base 184 to 3228 and encodes 1014 amino acids. NCBI's taxonomy places the organism in Eukaryota, Metazoa, Chordata, Lepidosauria, Squamata, Sphaerodactylidae. Gene Ontology annotation, biological process: protein phosphorylation; axon guidance; angiogenesis. Gene Ontology annotation, cellular component: plasma membrane; neuron projection.